Messenger RNA from Bursaphelenchus okinawaensis, 595 nucleotides. The record is from the annotation of a GenBank genome assembly. NCBI's taxonomy places the organism in Eukaryota, Metazoa, Nematoda, Chromadorea, Rhabditida, Aphelenchoididae.
AUGAUUGGUGGAAGUCUACGAAGCAACAAAUCGACUAAAUCAAGAAUUGUAAGAAGGAAAAGUGUCGAAGAAUGUGAAUUUGAUGACAUUCGAACAGCACAAGCUUUGAAUUCAUGUGGUUUAUGGGUCUGCGAUCAAGAGGUAAUUAGAGGUUUGAAAGCUGUGAGGUAUAGGCAAACAAGGGAUAAAUUAUAUUAAGAAUAGGGAGGAGGGGGGGAGGGGGGGGGGGGGACCUAGGACCGUGCUAGGCUGGGCCGAAGCUAGGCAUUGUGCUACUAUUUUAUUUCUAUAUUAAGCAACAAUUUAGAACAGGCGUAUGUUACAAAAAAUAGUACUAAAGACAUCAUUUCAGACAGUCGAAUACAGAAUGCGUCGUUUCCGCCGUCAUUUGCUUCGAAAACUGUCGUCAAACUCAAUGGACCCUGAGGAAAUGAGUUUGGAAAUGAAAAAGUUUUGCAUCAGUUUGUGUUUGCGACACAACAUUCACCUGGAUUGGCAUUUGGAAAAGCCGAGUUUAUUGAGUGUCAAGAAGAUCAAAAGGAAAAAUUUAUUUAAAAUCUUGUCGCUGCGACGAUUUGGCCGCAAAAGUAUUUGA